AUGAUAACCUCGAUGCAAAAUACGGUUCCUUUGAAGACACCACCGGAUACUGUCAAAAAAGAUGACUUGAAUAUAGAUCCACUAGAGGCAACCACCCUAGAUAACUUUAUAAUGUCAGCGUCUUCUUUAUUAUCAUCACUAGAUAAUAAUACCCACCAACUCUUACCUUCAACGAACCAAAAUUCUGCUAUCAUACCAGUCGAGUCUCAAUUGUUUCUACAAUCUCCCAUCCAACAACAACAACAACAACAACAAAAUGGAACAGGCACAGCACCAGGAACAGGUGCGAUAGAAACAAGACAAGAACAAAAUAAUAACGAUGUAACACCAUUAAGGAUAAAAUCAAUCACAACAGCAAUGACAUACCAUGAUUCAGAGGCAUCUCCUUAUAAUACAACCACCUCAAUCACAAAUCAAUUUCAAAAACCAAAGGCAAUUUCUACUUCAAAAUCAACAUCUACAUCUACAAAAGGUAAACUUACAAAUGAAUUAAGAUCUCAAAUUGAUGAAACCUUCUCGUUUGGUAAAAUUGAAUCAUUUGAUACUCAAUUACAAAACUUAACUGAAUUCAUUAAAAUUGAUUCAAAUCAAUUACCAUUUCAAUUACAAGUUGGAAAUCUACCUAAAGUUUCAAGAGUGGAAAAUCAAAUGAAUAUUAAUUUGAAAUUAUCCCCCACUAUAUCCACUUCUUCUUCUUCUUCUUCUCCUUUCUUGAAGGAAAAUUUACUUUAUUUACCAACAAAUACUAUAGCAAAGGAAAAAUUUUAUUUACAAAAACCGUUAAAUCAAUAUCCACAAGAUAUCAUUGAAAAAUUAUUACAUUUAGAAGCAUUUGUAGUUUCCAUUGAAAAUAAUACUAACACAUUCAAACAAAUUUAUGUUUGUGAUAGAUGUGUUAAAAGAGAACAAAGGAGAGCUUCUCGUAGAAAAUCUGGACUUUGUGAUAAUUUAUUAUGGUGUCAAGAUUCCAACAAAAGUGUACUAAUAUUCAAUAAUAAACAAAUUAUACCACUUAUAGAAGAAGAAAAUAAUGAUUCGAACGAUUCCACAAAACAAUUCGAAUUAUCCUCAAGAAUAGUUUGUUAUUGUAGACAUCAUAAAUCUCCAUUUGGUUUUAAAAUUUUAUUUCUAAUUAAAAAUUUUAAAAAUGAAAUAAUUGCAAAAGCAUUGACUGAUUCAAUUAUGAUCAUAGAUAAAAAAUCAAAUUCCUCGGAAGAAUUAUGGUUAAAUGGAAAUAAUGAAUUAAGUGUACCAUCUGAUUCUGAUAUCAUUUCCAAUUUUGCCCAUCCAUCAUCAUAUUCUACUAUUAACCCAUUAAAUUUGAAUCAUAACAAAACUUCUUCAUUCGGUAAUAAUAACUCUGAUACUAAUAAUUUAUCUAUGAAUACUUAUCUCGAUAAUCAUCCCUAUCAACCUACAACUACUAAUUCAUCAUCAUCAUCAUCAUCACAAAUCCUAAAUAUAAAUAUGGCUACUAACAAUAAUAAAAUUUAUACUAACAACAAUAAUAAUACAAUGUUAUUUCCAUCACCAAAUUCUGUCAGCGAAGCAAGCUCCGAAGUGAAUAGUAGUACGUAUCAUAAUAGUCAGCCGCCUCCUCCUCCUCAUCAAUAUCACCAAUACCCUCAUCAUCACCAUCACCAUCACCAGAGGAAAUUUAGUACUCAAUCUUCAAUCAGUUCAAUAAAUGAAACUGCUCCAGCAUUUUCAUUCUCUUCCUCUUCUAUUUCAAUGAAUAAUAAUAUUGACAGAAAUAUGAAUAUUAACAACAAUAAUAACAACAAUGUUACUAACUUUGUCACUAACAAAAGAGUAAGGCAUAAUAUAGAUGAUGAUCAAUUCCCACAACAGUACCAACAGCAGCAGCAACAACAAAUGCAAAUGCAAAUGCAAAUGCAAGUUCAACAGGCACAUCAGCAAAAUCCUUUAACAACUUUAUAUCCCAAGACACCAUCAUUCGCUCAUUUGAGUGCUGAAUUUAUUCAUCCAUCAUUUGUAAAUCAACCAAUAGUACAAAGAAUUAUACCAUCACAAGGUUCUAUAAAUGGUGGUAUAGAAAUAACAAUAUUAGGCUCUAAAUUUAAACAAGGUCAAAUCAUUAAAUUCGGUGAAAAUAUAGCUCUUUCUUCACAAUGUUGGAAUGAAACAACAAUGGUCACUUAUCUUCCACCUUCUUCAGUAGCUGGCCAAGUUUAUGUCACUGUUUUAAAUAGUAAUAAUAAUAAUAAUAAUAAUAAUAAUGGUAAUACUACAAACGAAAAUCAUUUAGAAAUACCACAAAAUUAUAAAGGUGUAUUUACAUACAUUGAUGAUACUGAUAAACAAUUAAUUGAACUAGCGUUGCAGAUUGUUGGAUUGAAAAUGACAGGGAAAUUAGAAGAUGCUAAAAAUAUUGCAAAAAGAAUUAUAGGUCAAGAAAAUUCAAAAUUCAUAACUCCUCAAUCCCAACCAUCUUCUUCAUCAACAUCGUCAUCUUCUUGUUCUUCUUCAUGGUGCUUCUCAGAUUCCAUAUAUCAAAAUAAAGAAUCAUAUGAAGGAAUAUUAUGUUCCAUAAUUAAAAAAUCAGAUUCAAGUUAUAAUCUAUCCAUACGUGAUAAUGUAGGUAGAACUUUAUUACAUUUAGCAUCCCAUAAAGGGUAUUUCCAUUUAUGUUCUAAUUUGAUUUACAAAGGUGCUCGUAUAGACUCAAGAGAUUCUUUCGGUUUCACACCUUUACAUUAUGCAUGCAUAUCGGGGAAUAUUAAAAUCAUUGAAUUAUUAAUGAAAUGUAACGUUGCAGAUAUUAAUUCGAAAAUUUGUAACGGAUUAACUGCAAGAGAUUUAUUCAUGAAAAAUCAUAUCCAUACUACAGAACCAUCAAAUAUUUUAUCAUUAGAUGAUAUUGAAUAUAUAUUGGAUCUAUUUGAAAAAUAUGAAGAUGGAAACGUAAUAUCUCAAAGGAAUGAUUCUAAUUCAAGCUUCCAAUCAAGUUUAGGUUUAAUCGAUUAUCCAAAUAAUGAUAUCAUAACAUACCAAAAUAGUCAAUCAUUGCAAAGGACAUCAAAUCUUUCAAGCAGUAAUGAAAAGGAACAUGGAUACGAACAAGACAACGAUUCCUUGUCAUUACUAGAUCAUGACGAUGAUAACAUAUCCGUCAUUGACCUAAUAGCUGCAAAUAAUACAGUGAAUAAUAAUAAUAAUAAUAAUAAUAAUAAUAAUACUCUUUGGAAUAGAAUGAUUCAUCGUUUUAAUGAUCGAGAAUUACCUAAAUAUGAAGAUUUGUUCCCAAAUGGUAAUUUAUUCUGGGAUUCCACCAACAAACAAUCCAAAACUUCAAAUGAAAACGUGCCUACACUUCCAAUCAACAAUUCUAUAAUUAUUUCCAACAAUACUUUAACAUCUUGUCAAUCAUUAACUGAUGACAUAGAUUCACCAUCAAAUGACGAAGCUGAUGACAUUGAAUUAUUCACGAAAAGCAUUAAUAAUUUCUUUGAACAUAAAAGAAGAAGUCUUAAAAAUGAUAAAAUGUUAUUAUUUUUUUGGAUUCCAUUAAUGGCUGUUCUAUUAAGUUGGUUAUUCCUAUAUAGUAUCAGUAGCAAUGAUACAAUAAUCCCAAGAAUUAGUACCAUGAUUCCAAAAUAUUUAAGGAAUUCUUUAGCAAAAAUUGUUUUAGGUAAUCAAAGAAUGCAAUCUGCUUUAAAGGAACAAAUUUCUAAUUUUCAAACUACAACAAGAGUAUUCCAAAAUGGAAUUGGUGCGUAA
This is a messenger RNA of Naumovozyma dairenensis CBS 421, 3741 nucleotides long. RefSeq names its product Spt23p (gene SPT23). The record is from RefSeq and is a predicted model, not a curated record. Bases 1 to 3741 code for a protein of 1246 amino acids. Lineage: Eukaryota; Fungi; Ascomycota; Saccharomycetes; Saccharomycetales; Saccharomycetaceae. Gene Ontology annotation, molecular function: protein binding. The transcript has a single exon.